Molecule: messenger RNA, 687 nt
Organism: Grus americana (Whooping crane)
Lineage: Eukaryota; Metazoa; Chordata; Aves; Gruiformes; Gruidae
Gene: MYOG
Product: myogenin
Exons: 3
Coding region: 1-684 (227 amino acids)
Biological process (GO): positive regulation of myoblast differentiation; positive regulation of transcription by RNA polymerase II; muscle organ development
Molecular function (GO): DNA-binding transcription factor activity, RNA polymerase II-specific; RNA polymerase II cis-regulatory region sequence-specific DNA binding; protein dimerization activity
Source: RefSeq, a predicted model, not a curated record
AUGGAGCUCUUCGAGACCAACCCUUAUUUUUUCCCGGACCAGAGGUUUUACGAUGGGGAAAAUUUCCUGGGCUCUCGCUUGCAGGGCUACGAGCCAGUGGCAUUCCCUGAGCGGCCCGAGGUGGCCCUGUGUCCCGAGGGCAGGGUGGCUUUGGAGGAGAAGGACUCAGCCCUGCCUGAGCAUUGCCCUGGGCAAUGCCUGCCCUGGGCCUGCAAGGUUUGCAAGCGGAAGACGGUCUCCAUCGACCGGCGGCGGGCAGCCACCCUGCGGGAGAAACGCAGGUUGAAGAAGGUGAAUGAAGCCUUCGAGGCGUUGAAACGCAGCACCCUGCUCAACCCCAACCAGCGGCUGCCCAAGGUGGAGAUCCUGCGCAGCGCCAUCCAGUACAUCGAGCGCCUGCAGAGCUUGCUCAGCACCCUCAACCAGCAGGAGCGGGAGCAGAGGGACCUGCGCUUCCGCCCUGCUGCUCCCCAGCCCGGGGCGGCCAGCGAGUGCAGGUCCGGCAGCUCGUCCUGCAGCCCCGAGUGGAGCAGCCAGCUGGAGUUCGGCACCAACCCUGCGGAUCACCUCCUGGCCAACGACGUGGCAGAGGACCGCAACCUCCACUCGCUCUCCUCCAUCGUGGAGAGCAUCGCCGUGGAGGACGUGGCUGUGACGUUCCAGGAGGAGCAGGUUCAAAACUGAGCC